Betta splendens (Siamese fighting fish) is the source of this 7232-nucleotide messenger RNA. It is a transcript of the gene dag1, whose product is annotated as dystroglycan 1. Gene Ontology annotation, biological process: nerve development; morphogenesis of an epithelium; muscle attachment. Gene Ontology annotation, molecular function: calcium ion binding; laminin binding. The transcript has 4 exons. Lineage: Eukaryota; Metazoa; Chordata; Actinopteri; Anabantiformes; Osphronemidae. Gene Ontology annotation, cellular component: dystroglycan complex; dystrophin-associated glycoprotein complex; sarcolemma. The record is from RefSeq and is a predicted model, not a curated record. The coding region runs from base 2953 to 5604 and encodes 883 amino acids.
CCUCUAUUCAUGCAGCCAUCCAUCUAUCCAUACACUCACCCUCCCACCCAUUGAGCCACUUGUUCACGCCACCCAUUCAUCCGUCACUCCGUCUUUUAUGAUGGGCAGUCGUUCAGGGGGACGAGCGCUGUCGUCUGCCAACAGGCGCUGAUGAUUCACGUCCUGGAGAUGGCGAAGCUGCAGCAUUGUGUGUUUUUGUGUAGCGCAGCGAGGCUGCUUGUGGCGGUGCAGGGUUUAGCUGGGGAUGAAGUAAUGGAUGUGUUGAUUGAUGGGGCUGGAGCCGGCAGGAGCGCAGGGAGCUGGGUGAGAUGGAGAGAAACGGGGUUAAUAGAAAAGCAAAAUGAGAAACGGAGCCCAGUCCUUCACGCGUCCACUCUGACCUGUAUCUGGAGCCGGGGCAUUUACGUCUCUUUUAAUGAAUGCAGCAGUGCUGAAGGGCAGUCGGAGCACGGAGCAGGCUCCCGUCUGCUUUAUCGGAGCAUCACACCUGUGGCCGUGACACUGAUGAAGCUCGGAGGGUGACUCUGGCGUCCUCUGCUCAGCGGAGCCGGACUCUGGUUACGACAGCAGCUGAACUCACUGAUGCUAAGUUUAGCGUUAGCCCACAUGAGGUGUGCAGGACAGGGACCCUGUGUCCUGUAAGGCAUGCUCACGCUGCAGCGUCUUUCAAACAUUCACCACAGUCAAUUGUCUUUUUAUGGUUUUACAAAACAUUUCUUUUAUUUCUACAACUGGAACUGUAGAAAUGAAAUGAAUAAUGAAAAAAUAAAAAAGCAGCAGAAUGAAGCUCAGAAAACAACAUUUUCAUAACCUCCAAAAUGCGUGUUAAUGAAAGGGAGUGAGAACAGCCUGCUAUGAUGCUAUGUUUAAGGCUUCACUGCAGCUGGAUUUGCUGCAGAGCUUCUCUUGAAGUUGGUGUCAGACCAGGUGUUCAGGCUCCAGAUCUCGGCUGGAAUGAGAUGACUGUUGUUUGAACGUCUGGGAUGAGGCUGGAAGCUUCAUGAAGGCUCAGUCUCACUGGUGGAGCUGCUUUAGCGGAGAGCUUUAGGCUCAGACGAUGUUAAAUCUGCACCGAGCUGAAGUCCAACCCACAAAUGAAUUCUCAAAUGCAAAUAGAAAGAAACAAAGACAAAAAUCACAUCUGUGCAACUUUCCUCUUAAAUUUUCAAGCACUGCUCGGUUCUGUAGUUUGUUUACAGGGAGCGAGCGAGAGGCUCCUCUUUGAAGUACGGUAAUUCAUCCAUAGCAUCCUCGCGCCGCUUCGUUGGUAUUCUGAGGCGCUCGCUCUCUCACUAGCAUAGCCAAUACAUUCAUUGUUUGCUUGGUGCUAUCAGAAGGUACAGGACUGCACUUUAAAACACUGUCAGCCACUUACCCAGGAGAGAGGCAGAGAGAAAGUCAUUAGGGCAGAGGGAGCUAUCGCGCCGAGCAGCAGCGCUCCCUCAGGACGUGUGUGUGCUGAAUGUACGUACGCGUGUCGGCCCCGUGCUUCACGUGACACUAGAAGCCUUUGUUUUCCUGAGGCCUGCAGCACCUGCAUCUCCUGGCAUCCACCAUCACUUCUGGUGUCUUUCUGACCUCGCUCCGUUUAAUGUUCCCUCAGGGUGACCUUUCGUCCUUGAGCUCCACUGAGCACCGUGAGGUGGAGCCACCACUUCUCAUCUCUCUGUGCAGCUGGAGAAAGUUCUGGUUCCACACAGGCGUUGCUGGAGAGCUCUGAGUCAGCUGUGUGUGUGUACAGCAUCAUCAUCGCUGGGCUGAUGUGGACCAUCGACCCUCCCAUCACAGCGUCCUUCUUAACUUUACUCUGUCCAGGAGCAGCAUGCGCAUCCAUCCAGACCUUGUUCAGUCUCUCCCUUCAUCAUUUAUCGUCCAGUUUCCUCUCGACAGCAGACACAUCAGGACCUUGUAGGUCUGUAGAUAGAUGGAGACAGUUCAAAUGACUGACUGGCAUCAAACGGGCUUUUUGCACAUCGUACAAACAAAGUGCGUUAGGGCUGAAGUUGGUAACAGGAACCCAAUCUGUAGUCGCUGAUGAACUCCAUUUUGAUUUCUAUACUGUUGUUUUCAAGCACAUCGUAAGUGAAGGUUUCGUGUUUUCUCACUAAUGGUGUCGCUGCUUUGCUCUUGUCAUAAUAACAGAGAUAUUCUUUGUUCUGUCAGACAUGAAGUAGCAGUAAUAUUCCAAUCACCAGUUAUUUGUCUCCUCUAACCCUCGUAACCGCUGCUAACAACAUGCAAUCGUUCCCGUAUCAUUACGGCUGUUUCUCGCUACACAGACAUGAUCAGAUGCUCUCAGUCGCUGACCCUGAUUUUCUCUCUCGUGUUUGUUUUCUACAAUUCAGAAAGUUUCAGGUUUGGCAUUUAUGUAAUUCUCUUUUCUGCAGAGCUUCAGGUAACAGAGCACAGAGGAGAAUGACAUUUGGUGAUGGUUGUCGGCUCAGUGAGGCUGCUGAGGCUCGACACCUCGCCUCUGUGUGACUCGGGUGCCUUUAGCAGGCGGACGGGCUACUGUUAGCCGAGUCAUGGUGCCUUUAAAAGCUGCAAAAGAGCUGGAGUCCCAUCGCUGGGCCUGGAAGGCCAUGAGCCAGCCUGCUAUUAUCCUACACACGAGACCAGUGAGCAUGGAGGGACUCGCGGGUGAUACUGACGGGCUGCAGAGAAACACUGAGAACUGAGAUCUCAAAGGAUCUCAAUGGGACAGCUCAGCCUCUGAGGGUCAGCACAAAAGGCCAAAGGGGAAGUGGAAGAACAAAGCCAAGGGAGGAGGAAAAGUAACAAAGGAGAAGUUGGAUCAGGAGGCACCAGGCAGAAGAGUGGGAGGAGGAGGAGGUUUGAAAGGAGGGAUCUGCCGCCAGGGGUGCAUGCUCCACCCCACAGACCCCUCCCCCACUCCCACAUCCUCCUUUUUAUUUUACUUUCUGCACUACAGACAGGCCCACAAAAGGCAGAAUGCACAAUAGGUUAAGCCUGGGAUGCCUCGUGGCAAACAGGGGCCUCGAUGUGAGACUCCUCUGGACUAGAACCCUGCUGCUGGGCCUGCUGCUUACUGCGGCGGGCUGGCCGCCUCCUGCGGUCCUGGCAGACGUGGAGAUCGAUGUGCUGGGCGAGGUGAUGAUUGUGGAAGCAGGAGAGCGCGAAAGAGGUGGAAGGAGAAAUGAGUUGGAGGCCUCCAUGCACUCCUCACUCCUUCAGAACUUCCAGGAGGCCACGGAAGGCGUUGGGAAUGUGGCUCCCGCCGCCUUCCCAGACUCCUCAGCAGUGGUGGGUCGGAUCUUCCAGAUGAAGGUGCCAAACAAGAUGGAAGACGUUUACCUGGGAGAAAUUGUCAAGAUUACUGAGAUGGGCAAAGAUUCCCUCCCUGCGUGGCUGCACUGGGAUGCCGACAGCAGAAUCCUGCAGGGUCUACCUCUGGAAGAGGACAAAGGUGUCCACUACAUCUCUGUAAGCAUCAGCAAUCACAGCACGUCCUCGUCUUCAGAGGUGUUUUCUAUUGAGGUUCACCCUGAGGACUAUCUGGAUGUGGAUGGAGCCCAGUUUGCAUCCAACCAAGCUUCUGCUGAAGAUGACAUUCAGCCAUUCAUGUGUGGCAACGAAGAACCAGUCACAGUGUUGACAGUGAUUCUUGAUGCUGAUUUAACCAAGAUGAGCUCAGAACAAAGGGUGGAGCUGCUGGACAACAUGAGAAGCUUCAGUGAGGUGGGACUCCAGCACAUGAAGAUUCUCCCUGUUGUCAACAACAGAUUGUUUGAUAUGUCUGCGUUCAUGGCUGGUCCAGGAAAUGCCAAAAAGGUGGUAGAGAACGGUGCUCUGUUGUCCUGGAAGCUCGGCUGCUCGCUAGACCAGAGCACUGUACCAAACAUCAACAGUGUUCAGGGUCCUGCAAAAGAAGGCACAAUGUCAGCCAAGCUGGGCUACCCCGUAGUGGGAUGGCACAUUGCCAACAAGAAGCCCCACGUUACGAAGCGAGUGAGGCGUCAGUUAAACAACACUCCUACACCUGUGCUGACGGUGCUUCCUCCAACUACCGCAGUGGAGCCUCCAGUCAGGAUUAUCCCAACACUCUCCUCUCCCACAAUAGCUGCACCAACUGAAAUCUCUGCUCCCCCGGUGAGAGGCCCCGUUCCCCUGCCAGGCAAGCCAACAAUUAGAGUACGUGAAAAUAUUGGCCACACUCCGACGCUGGGACCUCCUCAACCAACGAGGGUGAUGGAGACAACUAGCACGCUCCCUAUUCAGCCAACCAUGACCAGGCCUACUCGCCCGGAAGCUACUGCCAUACCUACCAUAAAACCCACCAGGAAACCUAAGAAAACCACACCAGUGCCCAUAGAACCAAAGACCUCCACCGCCAAGCCGUCCAGGCGCACCACACCUUCACCUGGCAUUGUCCCAGAUCCAUACAAUGAGAAGCCAGUCUUGCGAAAUGCCAUCGAUCAGGUCAGUGCCCUUGUUGGCACCUACUUUGAGGUUAAGAUUCCAUCUGACACGUUCUUUGAUAAAGAAGAUGGGACAACGGACAAGCUGCGUCUCACCCUGAGAAGAAACCACAAUGAAGUGGUUGGAGAAGGCUCCUGGAUACAGUUCAACACCACCAGCCAACUUCUUUAUGGUUUGCCUGAUGCCAGCCAUGCCGGGAAACACGAGUACUUCAUGCAGGCUACUGACAAAGGCGGGUUAAACGCAAUUGACGCUUUUGAGGUUCGUGUGAGUCGCUGGCCCAUUAACGAUAAAACCCCUGUUGUUUUCACGGCUCGGUUAGAAGGUGAUCCUCGAUCAGUAACAAAUGACAUCCACAAGAAGAUCCUUCUGGUCAAAAAGCUGGCAUAUGCGCUGGGAGAUCGCAACAGCAGCACAGUGAGUCUACGCAAUAUUACCAAAGGGUCUAUAGUGGUGGAGUGGACGAACACAAGCCUCCCACAAUAUCCGUGCCCACGGGAACAGCUCCGAGCCAUGAGCAGGACAUUGGCCAGUGAUGAUGGAAGACCCUCACAGACCUUCAGCUACUCUUUGGAGCCUGAGUUCAAACCACUGGAUGUCAAGGUAAAGGGAAGAGCCAGCUGCAGAACAGUUUCCUUCAUCCCACCAGGAGAGAUCGACAUACCGGAACCUCCAGCUGUCACCCCAAUUCCAGGGACAGGUCGGCAGAGCACAGAUGAUGUCUAUCUCCACACAGUCAUACCUGCUGUGGUGGUCGCAGCUAUUCUCUUGAUAGCAGGUAUCAUUGCAAUGAUCUGCUACAGAAAGAAAAGAAAGGGCAAGUUGACGAUAGAGGACCAGGCCACCUUCAUUAAGAAGGGCGUGCCCAUUAUCUUUGCUGACGAGCUCGAUGACUCUAAACCUCCACCCUCUUCCAGUAUGCCUCUCAUCCUCCAGGAGGAAAAGCCUCCACUUCCGCCCCCUGAGUACCCAAACAUGGCCAUGCCAGAAACCACCCCCCUCAACCAGGAGCUGCUGGGGGAGUAUACAGCUCUUCGGGAUGAAGACCCCAAUGCACCACCCUACCAGCCACCCCCCCCUUUCACCACUCCCAUGGAGGGCAAGGGCUCCCGUCCCAAGAACAUGACUCCCUACAGAUCUCCACCUCCCUACGUCCCCCCUUAAGACUUGUUAACCCUCCCCUCACGUGGAGGGAGAGGAUGCCUGAGGAGCUGUAACAGUUUCCAUUCUGGUGUUUGUCUGCCUGGACAUUUACAGAGACAUGAUACGAGGUGCUAAACUACAGAACAGCUACAGGGGACUUCUUAGGGUGGGAAAUUAGGAGCUGGGUGGGGUUUUAGUUCGGACAGAUGGGAUGAGUGAUGGAAACAGCUGGGAGGGACUACUACUGUCCCAGUGGUAGCCCAUCUAUUACAGUGGCCUAAGACAAAUUCUCGUCACAUUGGCUUUCAGGUCAACCAGUUGGUCAGAAGCUCCUACGAGAGACGAGCUUUCCCUUUCCAGCAUUUCAUUUGUUUUUGGUUUUGAUUUAGUUUUUGUUUUUUUAUCCAGGAUUUAUUUUUGUCUGGACUGAAUGGUUUUUCUAACAGCAUUUUUUUGCCUUUUUAACGAUACAAGAAGACAGUGAAUUGCCUUCAGACCACUGCAAGCAGCGACUCGUGAAGAAUUCAAGCUAUCGCGAGGAUCUCGAGGCUGAGGCGUCCGUUCACAUUCAGUAUGUUUGCCGUUUAACACUAGUUUGUUUCUAUCCUUAUUCACAAUGUCUAGUUAAGUUGACAAUAACAGCCUAGAAAGAGUUAGAGAUGAAUGAGUAUUUUUAGUUUCAUUUGUUUUGAAUUUCAUUUUAUAUCUGGAGGAUGUUCUGGUUGUGCGAUAUUCCUGGUGGUGGAUGAAGGAACUGCCUCCUAAAAUAAGCUGGAAGCUUUUAUUCCUGACUGAACAUGUGACUCCGUACCCAGAGCAGAUCUAGGCACAUUCUUCAUUUCAGUUACAUGAGGUAACAGGCUCAGCUGUUACUGCCCCUUUUUUACACAGCACAGACUUGUACUUGAGCAGGAACAAAGCUUGCAGUUUAUUUUGGACUAGGGAUAAUUAUUUUUUUACGUAACAAGGCAGUUCCUCUCUCCAGUCAGAGGACAAGUGUUGUGCCAUCAUGUCCCAGCUGGGACUGCACAGGUAUUUACAUUUUAGAGGUCAUGAAGGAGAUUUACAGCAAUUAGCUCACUGGAAAAGUGUCACCUAAAAUCAUAUUUCUUUAUGUUUUUGAUACAGCCUCAAAACAUUUAAUUAUUGAAUGAAACAUAAUCAAUAAUUAGUCUUCUGUGAUUUGUAAAAUUGUAGCCUAGAAAUUUAAUUAUGAUUUAAUUAUGUAUUUCUUUUUUGUCUCGGGUCGCUUACUUCAAGUGUUUUAUGUUCUCGUGUGUGUGUGUGUGUGUGUGUGUGUGUGUGUGUGUGUGUGUGUGUGUGUGUGUGUGUGUGUGUGUGUGUGUGUGUGUGUGUGUGUGUGUGUGUGUGUGUGUGUGUGUGUGUGUUGCAUUUAAAGAUGUAUCUCCACUAUACAAAGAUCAAAUGAUUCAUAUUUUAUGUAAUCAAAAUUUAUUUUUAUGUCCUUCUGUUUGCUGAUGAUUUUGAACUGAAAGUGACCCUUUGCAAUAAUAAUGUAGACCACACAGCGGCUGGUCGGCGCGACAGGAACCUCUGUCAUGUUGGCGGUUUUGAAUGAUGCCAAGGCUUUUUUGCUUAUGGAGUGUGCAUUGUCAUAAUAAAACCAACUGGUACGAUUAAAAACGUCA